Osmerus eperlanus (European smelt) is the source of this 3545-nucleotide messenger RNA. Its product is annotated as extracellular calcium-sensing receptor-like. The record is from RefSeq and is a predicted model, not a curated record. Gene Ontology annotation, biological process: G protein-coupled receptor signaling pathway. Bases 614 to 3298 code for a protein of 894 amino acids. Gene Ontology annotation, cellular component: plasma membrane. Gene Ontology annotation, molecular function: G protein-coupled receptor activity. NCBI's taxonomy places the organism in Eukaryota, Metazoa, Chordata, Actinopteri, Osmeriformes, Osmeridae. The transcript is spliced from 13 exons.
ACUAUGUGAUUGUUCAAUCAAUCAGAGGUUUUAGCUGAAAUUUUACAGGUUUGGUGAAUUUGGUGUAGAAGGAAAGUCAGUAUUCAUGUGAGAUGUGAAGUCAGUCUAGAUUCUGGAGUUCGUCUGUAUUCAUCAGUCAGCUGAGUGGAGAGAUCAACACCAGAUGAAAUAUAACUCAAGAAUAAUGAACAGACCCAAGACAUGGGAAUAAUCUGCGGCAUUUUUUAAGUGAACACAAAGAAUGAGAUGAGAAACUACAGCUGGUACAGAAUAGCAAGGCGAUGAAUACAAAAGGCAGUGGUUGUAAAUUAUGUCUUUACGGCCGUGAUAACUCUCUCCAUGGUCUGAGCACAUGAACACACUGGAAACAGGACAUACUCACAGGACUGCAAUACAAGAAUCGGCAUCGAUCAAUGAAAAAAACGUAGAAAUUAUAAGCCUCCAACACUCUCAAGACUACAGUGAAGGAUGAGUUGGUUUGUGAGGCCUUCUCAGCAGCCAGGCACCAUGACGCAGCAGAAACACAACAACAGCACAACAGCACAACGCUCUCUCUGGAUCUGCUUAUUCACACCAUUUCAGAACUCAUAUCCAUGCCUGUCCUGCACAGUCCAUGUUCCUGUCCUGGUUCAUCUCUGGGUGGCAGAACUCAGCCAUGCCCCUGCUGCUGCUGUGGGCGGUGGGCAGGGAUGUGGGGGGCAGAGGGGGUUGGGGGCUGGAGGGGGUCCAGGCCCCCGUGUGCUCGCGGUGGGACCAAUCAGAGGCGCUGGAUCACCGGAGCCUCUCCCAGGAUGGGGACGUGCUGAUUGGUGGGCUCUUCCCCUUCCACAACCAGCCUCCUGCCCCAGACCUGCGCUUCACUACCCCCCUGGACCUCCAACCCUGCGCCAGUUUCCAGGCGCAACCGCUGAAAUGGGCACACGCCAUGGUGUUUGCGGUAGAUGAGAUUAAUCGGGAUCCCUUCCUCUUACCGGGGCUGCGUCUGGGCUACCGUAUCCUAGACAGCUGUGGCAUGCACCCGUGGUGCCUCCGGGGGGCGCUGUCUCUGGUGGCAGGGGGGAGCCCGCAGUGUGAACUCUCUUCGCCGCUUCCAGGAGCUGCUGGAAAACCUGCAGAUGGGCGCCCUGGAGACUCUGUUUCUCUGGUCAUCGGCGACGCCUCGUCCACCCAGAGUAUGAUCCUCUCCAGCACUCUGGGGCCUCUCUCUGUACCUGUGAUCAGCUACCAGGCCAGCUGCCCCUGUCUCAGCGACAGACGUCGGUACCCCAACUUCUUCAGAACCAUCCCCAGUGACGUGUACCAGGCCCGGACCAUGGCCCGGCUCGCUCGGCGCUUCAGCUGGUCCUGGGUCGGGGCCGUCGCUGUGGACAAUGACUACGGACGUCUAGGCAUUCAGGUGUUCCAGGAGGAGGUCCGAGGGACAGGGGUGUGUCUGGCGUUCUUCGAGACCUUCACCAGGGCGACUCUGGCGAGGGACAUGGAGCGGGCUGCUGGUACCAUCCAGGCCUCCUCUGCUCGCGUCAUCCUGGUGUUUGCCUGGUACACUGACGCCAGAGCCCUUCUCCUGGAGCUGGCCAAGAGAAACGUGACUGACAGACAGUUUCUUGCCAGCGAGGCCUGGAGCACCAGUACAGAGCUGCUCCAAAACCCUGCCCUCUUCAAGGUUGCGCGCGGUGUUCUGGGCGUGGCUAUCGGAAGUGCCCCGAUGCCUGGGUUCAGCGCUCACCUGAGGGGUCUGCAUCCAUCACAGCAUCCUGAAGAUUGGAUCCUCAGGGAACUCUGGGAGAUGGAGUUUGGUUGCCGCCCUGAGACAGGAAACACAAACAGCACGUCUCCACCCACUGCCCCCCUCCUGCCCCCCUGCAGCGGAGCAGAGACUCUGUGGGGAGUAGAGAGCUCCUUCACCGACACCUCUCAGCUGAUGACCAGCUAUAGCGUGUACCUGGCUGUGUACGCUGCAGCCCACGCCCUGCACAGCCUGCUCUCCUGCCCCAACAGAGACACCCCCUCCUGGGGCAACAACUCAGCUUGCUCUCCGCCCCACAACCUCUCCCCUGCGGAGCUGUUGCAGCAUCUGAAAAGGGUGAACUUCACCUCUCCUCUCGGGGACGAGUUCUACUUCCGGGGCGCUGAUAUCCCUGCAGCCUACGACCUGGUGAACUGGUGGCCCACAAACAAGGGCUCCCUCAAACUGGCCACCAUUGGUCAAGUCAAAGGGUCAGAUCUCCGUAUUGAUGAAUCAGCCAUCCAGUGGAUCACGGGAUCGAAUGAGCCCCCCAAGUCAGUGUGCAGUGAGAGCUGCCCUCCUGGCACCCGAUUGGCCAACAGGAAGGGGCAGCCAGUCUGCUGCUUCGACUGCAUCCCCUGUUCUGACGGGGAGGUCAGCAACCACACCGGUUCCUUCCAGUGUGAGCGCUGUCCUGAGGAGUUCUGGUCUAACAGCGCGCAGACGGCCUGCAUCCCUCGUCAGCUGGAGUUCCUCUCCUUCAACGAAACCAUGGGAAUCACCCUGACAACGGCCGCCCUGUCUGGUGCUGCGGUCACUGUUGGGGUGUUUGUUGUCUUCCUGUACCACAGACACACCCCACUGGUGCGGGCAAACAACUCAGAGCUGAGCUUCCUGCUUCUGCUGUCACUCAAGCUCUGCUUCCUGUGUUCACUGGUGUUCAUUGGUCAGCCAUCUGUGUGGGCGUGUGGGCUCCAGCAGGCUGCGUUCGGGAUCAGCUUCGUCCUCUGUCUCUCCUGCCUGCUGGUCAAGACCAUCGUGGUCCUGGCAGCGUUCCGGUCUUCCCAGCCCGGCGCUGGAGCUCUGAUGAGGAGGUUCGGUCCAAGUCAGCAGAGAGGGAGUGUCUGCAUCGUUACCUGUGUACAGGUGGUGAUCUGUGCAGUGUGGUUGUUCCUGAGUCCUCCCCUGCCUGAACGCGACCUGGGCCUCCAGGGCUCCAAGGUGGUGUUGAAGUGUGCUGCUGUGGGCUCCGUGGUGGGCUUCUCCCUGGUCCUGGGGUACAUCGGCCUGCUGGCCUCCCUCUGCCUCCUCCUGGCCUUCCUGGCCAGAAAACUCCCGGACAACUUCAACGAGGCCAAGCUCAUCACCUUCAGCAUGCUGAUCUUCUGUGCCGUGUGGGUCGCGUUCAUCCCAGCGUACGUCAGCUCUCCGGGGAAGUUCACGGUUGCCGUGGAGAUCUUUGCCAUCCUGGCCUCCAGUUACGGACUUCUGGUCUGCAUCUUCGCCCCAAAGUGUUACAUCAUCCUGCUGAGACCUGAGAGGAACACCAAGAAACAGAUGAUGGCCAAAUAACAGAAGAUCUGCGCCCACAAAUAUAAUGUACAGUUAUGAGACUUUGAGAUGGUCAUAAUUAUGCUCCAAACUCUAAUUGUUAAAUUCAUCCACAAGCUCCCUCUGAAUUGUUCUGAAAUGGACUAAGGUUAACUGACAAUGUGACACCAGGAACAAAAGAUUAAUGGACCAAGAACUGACCUAGUAGAAAAAGUUUAAUUCUUAACUGUCUCAAAUGCUUUGACCCAGCCUUUGUGUUUUCAUCUGC